Messenger RNA from Bombyx mandarina (wild silkworm), 3465 nucleotides. RefSeq names its product Inner centromere protein (gene Incenp). The record is from RefSeq and is a predicted model, not a curated record. NCBI's taxonomy places the organism in Eukaryota, Metazoa, Arthropoda, Insecta, Lepidoptera, Bombycidae.
UUGUUGUUUAACUCAAAAAACUAUGUCAGUUUUCAACGAAUUACUGCCUAAAAUCUGUGAAAUUUCGAAAACAAUUAGAAAAAAUUUCAACGAUGACCUGAAGGUUGCGUUUGAACGGUUAGAUAAGUUUGAAGAGGAGUUUCAAAAAGGACGCACCAAGGCGCGGGAGAAAAUCGCAAAAGAUAAGAACCAAGGGCCAAUCCUUCAGAUCAUUAAUGAAGACGAAGAUGAAUUGGUAAAACACCCAUCAGAAACCAAUGAGAAGCCAAGUGACAAAUCCAACACAGACACAACCAGCAGAAGUUCAAUUGAAAGUAACUCUGAUAACACCCAAAGAGGAUCUAAAAAACGAAAUAAGAAUGAAGUUGAUGGAUUAUUUAGUCCAGAACAGGAUAAAAGAUUGAAAAGAAAUGCUUCUGUAAAAGCUCAGAGUAUUAUUAGCAAACAGGUGAAUGUAAAUUUAACUCAAAAACUGCGUAGAGAGAAUUCUUCAGCUAAAAAUGAUAAACAGAAUCAACCAAAAGAUGAUGACAAAGAAAAUGAACCAAUUUCAAACAUUCAGAUUAAACAAGAAAAGAUAUCGCUGCCUCCCGAGUCUAUGGAAACUGAAUCAUUGCCCUCAGAUAUUGAAAUAAAACAAGAAAAUGAUUUUGCUAUGCCUCCACCAGUUGCUCCAGUACCAAAACUUCGUAAAGCUGUUACUAAAGAGAAGUCACGUGAUGAAGGGAGUAGUUCCGAUGAAGGGACGCAAUAUAGGACCACACGAAACAAGAAACAGGCUGACAUGAUGCCGCCACCGGUUGUACCGUCUGCCCGUUCAACACGGGCCAGUUCCAGAGCAACAAGGAAUAUUGAAACAGAAGAUAGUUCUGCUGAUUCCAGAACUAAACGGACUCGAACUAAGAAGAAAGCAUCAGAAGCAGUGGCAGUUGAACUGGAGAAAAAUGAUCUGACACAUAACAACUCUAAUUCAAGACGAAUGAGGAAUAAUGAAACAGAAGAAGCACCGGUUGAGGGCAGACCUAAACGGACUCGAGCUAAGAAGAAGGCAUCGGAGCUAGUGGCUGCCGAGCCGCCACAAAACGAGCCAACACAAGAAACUUUACCAGCUUCGCCCGCUGAAAAGCCGCGGCCAAAGCGCACGAGGAGACUACAAAAAGCUGCUGAGAAAGACACUCCGAAAAUUGAAGAAUCAACUCCGGAAUUGAUUUCGCCUAAAGAGGAACGCUUGUCGCAACCAAAUGAGAUUCAGUCGCCUAUUCUACAGAAAUCUAAAAUUGUGACUGCAAAUAAAACGAAUAACACGGAACAAACCAUCGAAAUAAACAACACGCAGGACACCGACGCUGCCGACACUCAUCAAGAUGGCGGCCUAACACAAAAUGGCGGACAGGAAGCGACGUCACAAGACGUAUUAGACGAAACGAAAGUGAUCCUAGCACCCAACGCUACGUUUAAUUUGAAGGAAAUGGAUAAGACAAUGGUCCUGCCGAAUGGAGUUUAUAACCAUGCUCCCGUAACACCUAAGAAUGUCGUUCAGAUGAACGAAACUGUCGUUCUGGAGAGACGCGCUUCGCAAACCGCGCCACCGGGGAAAGAACAAAACUUAAUACUGGACGCCACAGUUGUUCUCGACAAAGGCACAAAAGUAAAUAUGACAGAGGACAAUUCAUUACUGACGGACGACAGCGACGUCCCGGAGACCAGUACGCCUCCCCGGCAAGAGCUGCCCGCCGCACAACCCAAGUCCGCUGUGAAAGAGAAAGUGCAGCAGUUUGAAGAGCUGGCCUCCAGAGUCACCAGGACCAAGACCAGAGCCAUGGCCAAAAAGGAGGAGCGGCCCGAAGACCAUACCCCGCCCGACCGGAAGGCGAAGGCCGCGCUGUCAGCCGACACCUUGAGCAAGAUGAACUCUAUGAUCUUCAACGGGAAACUGCCACAGGUGUCCAGCUCGGCGUCGAAACCCCGGCCCGUGACCGCCACCAGCGCGAAGCCACUACUGCCGGCCUCCACGUCCAAGCUCAGCGCCGUCAGCAGAGCCCGGGAAGCCGCCGAGGAGUCCAUCAGGAGCGAGAAGGAAGACGCCAGAAAAAAGAAAGAGGCCAUGCUUGAAGCCAAGCGGGAGAUGCAAAAGCGUAAGCGCGAGGAGAAGAUGGCGGCUGCGGCCGCGGCACGAUCUGCCGCAGAGCUGAGCCGCGCGCGCGCCGUACAGGACGCUGCCCGGGAGCGCGCGCAGAGGCAGGCGCUCGCUGACAAGGAGCGCAGGGAGCGGGUCAAGGAAGUUGAGAGGAAGAAACAAGAGUUGGCUCGUAAAGUAGCCGAAACAGAAGAGCGACGUAAGGCAGAGGAGCAGGCCCGGCAGCAGCGGCUGGCGGAGGAGCAGAGACGCGCCGAGGCCGCUAGGAAGAAACAACUCGAAGAGGCUGCGGCAAUGGAAAAAGAAGCGGCGAUGAUGGCCAAAGAGAUUGAGAAACGACAAAAAGAAUACAUCGAGAAGAAGAAAAUGAAACAAAGAAUGGAGGAAAAAAUGCACACCCCACUAAAAAUGCAAGGAACACCAAGCCACACAUACCCAAUGGAACCUGUCUACAUGCAGGACGGCUUCCAGUAUCUCAACUCUGAUGAAGAUGAACCAUCCAAUCAUGGACACGUGCCCGAAUGGAGCACUAGCAAGGCCCGAAGACUACAGUUAUACGUGCAAACACAACUGUCUCAAAGUCACAUUGACAAGUUGUUCUCGGUUCGAGUACACAGUCCUGAUUUGAGAGAGAUAUUUCCAAACAUAGACCGCUCUAGAUUGAAACGUACUUCUUCAGCGGUGUGGAGGACACCGCCUAACAGAUUACCAGCCGUACACGAGUGAAAUGGAAUGUACGAUAUGCAAAAUGGACAAAAACUAGAGUCUGCAGGCGGAGGAGUAUGUGUAAAUAAAUCAUGUUAAUAUUAUUUGGACAUGUUUUAAUCAAGAAGGAUUCAUCCCAAAUUCAAUGAUAUAAAUGAUUAUUAAAGUGCCAUGUUGAACACAAUGUUCGGUGUGGUUCCCGGUUGAAUAAUAUCAUUCUGUAUGUAAGUCCUUUCGAAUAAUCUAAAAGUUUGAAGCUAUAUUCAAACACUGAAAAAGCUCAUGGUAUGAAAUAAGUGACAUCUGAGGGACAUCCGCUCGACCAUAGAAACUACCCGCAUUCUGUUAAAAAAGUAUUUACAGAGAAAACAUUGAGAAUGACAUUGGCAAUACUUUGGUUUUUACUGGCUUUUUUCCGAGCUUAGCCAAUGUGAGCGAAGUCAAUGUUGACGAUGAAUAUUAAGAAUUUAACAAGCAUCUAAAUGAAUAUUUUAUCCCAUCGAUAAUAUUAAAUUCUAUUAUAACAUCGUAGUAGUUAUAUGAGGAAAGACCUACUUAAUCGCACUGUAUUAACAUAUCUGUUGGCAUAUUGUUGUGCAGUUGAAUUUACCUUCUAAAGCUGC